Molecule: messenger RNA, 1167 nt
Organism: Adineta steineri
Lineage: Eukaryota; Metazoa; Rotifera; Eurotatoria; Adinetida; Adinetidae
Source: the annotation of a GenBank genome assembly
AUGCCUCUUGAAAGUACAAUUAUAUGUAUUGAUAAUAGUGAUUUUAUGCGUGAUGGAGAUUUUAUUCCGACAAGAAUGCAAGCACAACAAGAUGCUGUUUCACUUAUAUUUCAUGCUAAGACAAGAUCAAAUCCAGAGAAUAAUGUUGGAUUACUUACACUUUCAGAUGGUCGAGUUGUAACUCAAUUAACAAGUGAUGUCGGCAAAGUUUUUUCUAAAUUACAUUUAUUACCAAUUGAAGGAAAACUUGAUUUUUGUAAAGGCAUUAAAGUAGCUAAUUUGGCAUUAAAACAUCGACAAGGUAAAAAUCAUCGACCUCGUAUUGUUGUUUUUGUUGGUAGUCCACUUGAAGUUGAUACAAAUGAAUUUACUAAAUUAGCCAAACGAUUAAAAAAAGAAAAGAUAUCAAUUGACAUUGUUGUCUUUGGUGAAGAAUCUUCUCGAGAAAAAUUUGAAGAAUUUAUUACAGUUAUAAAUGGCAAAGAGAAUACAAAUUCUCACUUAAUAUGUGUACCAUCUGGAGCUAAUUUACCUGAUACACUUAUUAAUACACCAAUUAUUCAAAGUGAAGAUGGAUCAGGUUUACCAAAUGGUUAUUCAGCAAGUUCAUUUGCAUUUGGAAUCAAUCCUGAAGAUGAUCCUGAAUUAGCUAUGGCUCUUCGAAUUUCAAUGGAAGAACAACGACGUGUACAAGAAGCAGAGAUUGGCCGUGGUCCAGGUAAUGAAGGAAGUCAACAAAAUGUACCACAAUCAAAUACAGGAACUUCAAGUACUAGUUCGAAUGUAGGAACAAGUGGUAAUGAUAUGGAUGUAACACGACUUACAGAAGAUGAACAAAUUGCAUUAGCUAUUCAAAUGUCUAUGACUCAAGCAGAAAAUACAAACGAUGUUGAGAUGAAAGAAGACGUUCCUAGUUCAAGUAAUGCAUCAAACAUAAAUCAACAGACAUCAAAGACAACUGAAGAAACACAACAACAACAUACGGAUACAUUUGCGGCUUCUCUUAAUGAUCCACAAUUUUUACAAGAUGUCCUUCGAGAUUUACCUGGUGUUGAUAUCAAUAGUGAAGCUGUACGAGCAGCUCUUGAACAAGUCCAACAACAACAAAAGGAUACCGAUGACACUGACAAAUCAAAUGCAACAAAAAAGAAAAAAGAUGAAAAAUAG